This is a messenger RNA of Talaromyces stipitatus ATCC 10500, 1080 nucleotides long. Its product is annotated as sulfur metabolism regulator SkpA, putative. The record is from RefSeq and is a predicted model, not a curated record. Lineage: Eukaryota; Fungi; Ascomycota; Eurotiomycetes; Eurotiales; Trichocomaceae. The transcript is spliced from 5 exons. Gene Ontology annotation, biological process: mitotic cell cycle; SCF-dependent proteasomal ubiquitin-dependent protein catabolic process. Gene Ontology annotation, molecular function: cullin family protein binding. The coding region runs from base 317 to 799 and encodes 160 amino acids. Gene Ontology annotation, cellular component: nucleus; cytoplasm.
AGGCAAUGGAAGAAUAACAAUCCCAUCAUCUGUUAUGAGUCUCGCUCAAUAAAAGAUUGAUUGGGACAGCUGCCUGGACAGCCAAGCACCAAGAAGGUUAGUUAGUAAGGCUGCCGCCGCUAGUUUAGCCUGCAGACUUCCUCAUAUCAUUGCUUCAUUGUCUACUUAUUCAGCCUUCAACUCCCAACCAUUUCAUAUUCCCAACCCCGACAUCAUCAAAGGAUUUCGCUUUUGUGUCUGUCUCUUUGACAGUCUUACGAUCUACCCCUCACCUCUCAACGUUUCAAAUCAAAUCGCGUCGAUAAAUAAUAUCGAAAUGUCGGGACAAGUUACACUUCAGAGCUCCGACCAGGUGAACAUCACUGUUGAGCGUGCCGUCGCUGAGCGCUCUAUGCUCAUCAAGAACUUACUGGAAGAUCUGGGCGAGUCCGAAGAACCAGUACCCAUCCCCAACGUCAACGAAUCCGUCUUGAAAAAGGUCAUUGAAUGGUGCACUCAUCACAAGAACGAUCCCCAGACCACCGGUGAAGAGGACGAUAACCGUCGACGAACCACAGAGAUUGAUGAGUGGGAUCAAAAGUUCAUGCAGGUUGACCAGGAGAUGUUGUUUGAGAUUAUCUUGGCUGCAAACUAUCUCGAUAUCAAGGCCCUUCUUGACGUUGGCUGCAAGACAGUCGCAAACAUGAUCAAGGGCAAGUCACCUGAAGAGAUCCGCAAGACUUUCAACAUCCAGAAUGACUUCACUCCCGAGGAGGAAGAUCAAAUCCGUCGUGAGAACGAGUGGGCUGAAGAUCGCUAAACAAUCUCGUUCCUUCUUUUUGCGAGUCGUUCUAAAUGACUGUACGAACACGACACCCCGUACAGUCAGAUAAUUGCUAUUAUUCUAUUCCCCUUGCAUACAUCCUAGUUAAACGAUUAUGAAAAACAACCGAGGCGAGAAAGGAGAAUCUUUUUUUUUUUUUGGUGCGUGUUUGUACUAGUCACUCGAGUCCUCGAUCAUUCGGUCAGAUAGGCGUUUUUUGAGAGUGAAUGAGAUUACUCUGAUUGUGCCAUGACAUGUCCUUAAGUCGUAAAGAUUUC